AUGGCAUGGCGAAAUGCAGGAUCUGCUGCUCGCUCUUUCGUUUCCGCUACCGCUAGAGCUCCGUCUCUCCGAUCUCCGCCGGCAACGCUUCCGCGACUCCGUCCUUCUCAAUCCUCUUUGCCUCGCCGCCGAUUUGCCUCUUUCACUAAUCCCAGGAAUAUGGGAGAGCUUGGAUGCGUACAAUCUUUCUUGCCUCUGUACAAUGUUGUAGCUGCAGCUCGACUCACUUCUCACCUUAACGUUAACGUGCGAGCUUUCUGCGAACUCCCUAACGGUACCUUCCAACGCACUUGUCAAGAUCGCUAA
Molecule: messenger RNA, 306 nt
Organism: Arabis nemorensis
Lineage: Eukaryota; Viridiplantae; Streptophyta; Magnoliopsida; Brassicales; Brassicaceae
Source: the annotation of a GenBank genome assembly